AUUAAACCAACAGAGCUGCAACAAAAGGAAUCAUUGAUGUAAUCAUGGGACCUGCAGUUUAAUAGAUUGAAGCGUUGCUGCCCUACAGAUCCACAAUUCAUUCAGCACGCAGCGCCCAGGCGCAGUACGGACACAGGUGAGCGCUCUGGAGCAUCAGAACCCCCGCUCAGCUCUGGGGAUUAGGGUCCACACGUCCCUGCAGCACCGGUGCUACCCGACUAGGUGAAGAUCUGCAGUUUGUUCAGAUCUGCAGGAUCCUGUCGCUCGGUGUUGGGUUCAUAACCUGCGGAGGAAAUCUCAAAAUGCCCGGGGAUGGGUUCACCAUCACAAGUCGCAUCAGGAACUUACUGCGGUCACCAUCAAUCAAGAGCAAGAAGAAAUGCAAGGAAAACCUCACCAGCAAGGUGACUUUGGAGAAGGUGCUGGGGAUCACCGCUUCAGGAAACAGCGGGUUGACCUGCGAUCCCCGAUCUGGACUUGUGGCCUAUCCUGCAGGAUGUGUGGUGGUCCUGCUGAACCCCAAAAAGAACCGCCAGCAGCACAUUAUCAAUACUUCCAGGAAAACUAUCACAGCUCUGUCAUUUUCUCCUGAUGGAAAGUACCUGGUGACUGGAGAGAGCGGUCAUCUACCAGCUGUGAGACUGUGGGACGUGGCAGAGCGGAGGCAGGUGGCCGAGCUCCAGAAGCACAAAUACGGCGUCUCGUGCGUGGCCUUUUCCCCCAACAGCAAAUACAUAGUCAGUGUGGGGAACCAACACGACAUGAUGGUUAACGUCUGGGCCUGGAAGAAAGACGUUGUUGUGGCUACAAACAAGGUGUCCAGUAAGGUGACAGGCGUGUCCUUCUCUGAGGACAGCUCCUACUUUGUGACCGUUGGGAACCGACACGUCAGGUUCUGGUAUCUGGACCACUGCAAAGCCAGCAAGGCCAGAACUCCCAUGCCUCUGCCGGGCCGCUCCGGGCUGCUGGGGGAGCUGAGGAACAACUUCUUCUCGGAUGUGGCUUGCGGGCGGGGCUCUAAGUCUGACUCCACCUUCUGCGUAACCUCGUCCGGCCUGCUGUGUGAGUUCAACAGCAAGAGGAUGCUGGACAAGUGGGUGGACCUGCGGACUGGCGCGGCUCAGUCUCUGUCCCUGUCUGAAGACACGAUCUUCUGCGGCUGCGCUGACGGGACCGUACGAGCCUUCAGCCCCGUCGACCUGCGCUUUGUCGGCACGCUGCCGAGGCCUCAUCCCCUCGGCUCUGACGUCUCGGCCGCCACCGAGGCCAGCCGUUUGUUUCCCAGCAAAACAGAAGACCGAUACCCAGACGUCAUCGCGGUGGCCUACGAUGCGGUGAGCCGCUGGCUCAGCUGCGUGCACAGUGACCACAGUCUGUACGUGUGGGACGUCAGAGAGGUGCACCGGGUCGGGAAGGUGAACUCCGCCCUCUUCCACGCUGCCUCUGUUUGGGACCUGGAGGUGUUUCCCGAUGUUCCUGGAGGGACGGCCGCAGAUUUGUCGUCAAGCACAUUCUUCACUUGUUCGGCUGACAGCACCAUAAGGAUGUGGAGGAUGGAGGACUCGACUCGCCCUCACGUUUGCUCCCAGAACGCGCUCAGCAACGAUCUCUUGAAGAUAAUUUACGCAGAUGGCAACGCCGGCACCCUGCAGGACCCUGAAUGUAACGCGAACGCAGACAAGUCAGGGGAUUCGCAGACAGCAGAAAUCAGAGCCGGCAUCAGGGCCAUCUGUGUCAGUCCAGACGGCAAACACCUGGCCUCCGGAGACCGCAACGGGAUGCUGAGGGUUCACGACCUCAGCAGCAUGGAGGAGAUUCUUAAAGUGGAGGCCCACGACGCUGAGAUCCUCUGUCUUGAGUACAGUAAACCAGAAACAGGUCUGAAGCUGCUUGCCACGGCCAGCAGGGACCGCCUGAUCCACGUCUUGGACGCGGACGACAGCUACAGGCUGGUGCAGACGCUCGACGAGCACUCCUCAUCCAUAACAGCCGUCCGCUUUGCUGCCAAUGACAACAAGGUGAGGAUGAUUAGCUGCGGAGCAGACAAGAGCAUCUACUUCCGCACAGCACACAAGACUGACAGGGGAACAGAGUUCCGGCGUUCUCACCACAUGGUGAGGAAAACCACACUUUACGACAUGAGCGUAGACGCCACCUGCAAGUACGCAGCUGUUGCCUGUCAGGACCGCUGCAUCAGGGUUUUCAACAUCAGCAGCGGCAAACAGAGAAAGCUCUACAAAGGGUCACUGAGUGAAGAUGGCAGUCUCCUCAGGGUUCAGAUCGACCCGUCAGGUCAAUACGUGGCCACCAGCUGCUCCGAUAAAAACAUCAGCAUCUUUGACUUCUGCACGGGGGAGUGCGUCGCCACAAUGUUCGGCCACUCAGAAAUAAUCACUGGGAUGAAGUUCACCAACGACUGCAAGCAUUUGAUCUCUGUAUCAGGGGACAGCUGUGUCUUUGUGUGGCGCCUUGCUCCUGAACUUACCAUCGCCAUGAAGGAGAGGCUUUACCAGCGGGAAGAACGCCCCAACUCUCCUCGCUGUGGGACCUCUGGAAUCAGGCGGGAGGUGUACAGCGCUCCGUCUCUGGUCGCUCUGUCCUCUGACAGCGACAGGGAGAACGAGGCGGAGGACACAGAGGAGAAUGAAGACAGUAAUAAUGCAGAUGACAGCAAAAGCUGCAGCUCCUCUAACAGCUGCCACGGAGAGGAGGACACAGGCUCAGAAGACGAACAGGACUGGCAGCUGAAAAAGCACGGAGCUGUCAACCAGGUCCUUCCUGAUCCCACUAAACGUCCACGGAGACGUUGGUCUCGCCGUAUUGGCUCGCUGGAACUGAUGGUAAAAUCCAUGCUGGACUUAAGGCAACUCGAGACGUUUGGUCAAAAGAAAAACCUCAACUGCGCCCCGCAUGAAAGAGAGAGACAGAGCAGCUCCAGCCUCCACGAGGCUGAGCAGCAGUUGGAGGAGAGACCCAGACGCCGACCAGCAUGGCCGCCCUCAGCCGCGUCCAAGUGUGUCAAGGAGACGGAUGGACCGGUGCUCUUCCCCGAGGAAAGCGAAGAUGACAGGAGUCCGGUGGAUGGGUCCUGCAGUGAUUACAUGGUGAUGGAGCGGCCCUGCAGCUCGCGGAGACAAACGAUCCGUACUGAGAGCCAGGACAGCCGCAGCCCAGACAGCGCCUGCUCGCUGGGCUACGACAGCAGGGAGUCCAGCCCGGAGCACACCCUGGAUGAUGGGGAAUCUCUGAGUCGAGGCAGUUCUGACGGGGAGACGGAGGAGGAGGAGGAGGAGGCUGAGAGGAAGAGUGGGUCAGUAACGAGCAUGGACGAAGCUCUGAGGACAGUGAACGGCUCUCAUGUCCACAGUCAGGAGGAUUUCCUCAGGCAGAACUUUGAGACGCUGGGAGAAAGCUGCAGCCCAGCUGAACAGAGCACAGUCCCAAGGCUCAGCAUGUCUUCACACUUCCUGGCCAAAGGACAUAAUAACAGACCAGCACCUCCAUUUGCCAGAGUGACUGAAUCGGAACAAGGAAACAAAUCUGCCAGGCCUCCGGUGUCGAAAGUUCGGCCCUUGAUGGACGAGAGCAGAAAGAUAGAUGACAGGACCCUUGUAUCCCCCGUAAGAACUGAGAGCAUGCCUCCGGAGUGCAGUUCUCCACCUAAACUUCGUCCGCUGAAGAAAAAGACCUCCUGGUCCCCUGAAUGGAGGAUGUCUGUAUCAACAAGUUCCUCCAUGCUGGAUAUACCAUCUGGUUUCGGAAAGUCCCGCUCUGCACAGAACCUAUCUACAGACUCUUCUCGCUCCCCUGUGCCCUCUAGCGUCCAAAGGGAGCUGCAGAAGAGACCCCAGCAGCUGCUUUUGACUAGCAACACGUCCAAACCUUCUUUUUGCUUCUCCUCUCCCUCCUCGGGGUCUCCCCACACCCCGCCGUCGCCCCCACCGUGGGAGUGCUCCAAACUAAAGCCGCAGCACUCCUACAUGAACCCCACGGCUAGCUCCGAGGCCAAACGCAGCCGAUCCACCUCUCCGAGAGAGAGCCUCCAGCCUUGCUCUCCGCCUCGCUCCCCGCGCUUCCCUGAAGGCCGCCGGUCACCCGGGGAGCUGGAGCCGGAGUCCGGCUGUCUCUCUCCACCUUCUGUCACCGAGUCGUCGGCUUCAAAAAGCCCCUCUCUGGCUCCCUCUCAUCACGCAGCAGCCCGUUUGACCCAGAACGCCCAGCUCUCUCGGAUCCCGCUCCCGAAGCAGCCUCUGAGCCCUCGGAGCAGUCUGUGCCUGGACGGGAAGGCCGUCCCGGGUUGCUCUGCGUCCGGGCUCAGGGCUUCCGCCUCUACGGUGGACGUUCGCUGCGAUCCUUCGCCGUCUCCCGAUAAAACGCGAGCACGGGGCAGACAGCUCUCGUUAAGUUUUGAUCCUUCGUUACCAAGUUCUCUGCCAGUGAGGCAGAAAAGAGACACCUUCCCUGAGAGCGUUAGGGAGGGAGGUCAGGUGGCCAAACAGCGCCCUCUGGUGUCUGAAGAGGACAGCACGUUGAGCACACAGCCAGAUCACUCAGUCACCUUGGAGACUUGCAGGCAAGCCGUCACCGAUCUGCGCCAGAGUCUGCGGGAAGCCGUCGUUCUCUACACAGCGUUACUUAAAAGCGACCAGCCGCAGAGCGAAGACCAGGUGGAGAUGAGGAACCUCCUGUCCGAGGCCCUGUUCAGGGUUAAGGCCGAGCUGGACGCGCUGCCUCUCACUUCCUCCCCGAGCGAGGGCCCCCCAGCGGCCCCGGCGUUAAACUGCGACGGAGACAAAGCCUUGGCUCUGCUGGAGCAGUACACCGAGCUGCUGCUGAAAUCCGUGGAGAGGAGGCUGGACACCAAGACGUGAACAGAUGGGCUCCUGUUCAGUAGCUGCAUGCGCUGGGAGGAGACUCACGCAUGGAGAGGCAACAGCACUACUGGGAACGGCACCUUUUCCUGCUUGCACAUUUGCACAAAAUGCAAACGUUUUAUGCACACGCUGAAAAAUCCUAAUGUUUGGAGAACACGGGGAGAAUAUUUGCUGAAUACGAAGCACUGAAAUAGUAUUUAGUUUUAGGAUUUUACUGUACAGCUGCCUUACUUUUUACAUUGCAGUCGUUUGUCUUUGUAGGUGACAUGCUCAACGUUUUAAAUCACAUUACAGCGUUGGGAUAAAUUACAAACCUGACUGCUGGAACAGUUGGUAGUUUGACAGGUGGUUGGAGGUCUAAGGGGGGUAAAUACACAGCAUUCAAACUCGCAAAGCAUCCGAAACUCCAGUACAAAUUAAAAGAAAAGUUACCGGGAUAAAACUUUAGAGAAAAUGUGUUUAUUAUAAUGUUUAGGGUUUGUGCUAAACUGUAAAAAAUUAUUUUUACAUGCAAGUUGUAUUUCGAGAAAUACAUUCAUGUGAAAAAAAAAAAUUGCGUUGUUCCUAGAUUUCAGAGUCAUUUGGCAGAAAUGCGUCUUCUACUGAUAACAGAGUGCAGGAAGUCAGCAGAGGAAGCUCUGUUUGAUAUAUCGGGUCAACAGGUUCUUUAUCAUGGCUGAAAGAGGCACAAUCUCAGCGCAGCUCCUACUCUAUAAUGACCACUUUUCUUCAUCCAGACCCUGUUUAUACAAUUAUGUUGAUUUUUAUGCUGUGAGGGUUUUUAUUAUUAUUAUUUUUGUAUUUUUCUGAAAGAGCUUGUUUUAAUCUGUGUACAGCUUGAACUUGCUGCUCUGUACCCUGUAAAAUAAACUGAAAGCUGAACCUUU
This is a messenger RNA of Fundulus heteroclitus (mummichog), 5761 nucleotides long. Its product is annotated as mitogen-activated protein kinase-binding protein 1. The transcript has 33 exons. NCBI's taxonomy places the organism in Eukaryota, Metazoa, Chordata, Actinopteri, Cyprinodontiformes, Fundulidae. Gene Ontology annotation, molecular function: protein binding. The coding region runs from base 303 to 4871 and encodes 1522 amino acids. The record is from RefSeq and is a predicted model, not a curated record.